CCUCCACCCCGCUGCUGUUCACAGAUGUCGGACGCAAUGUCCGCUGCCGCCACCACCCAGAGAGGCAAGGGCACGCAGAGCGCCAGUGGCGCCACACUGGACUUCUCAUUUCGCUGCAUCACCGCCAUGGAAGACUUGCUCACAGAAGAUCCUCGGAGUAUGCCAGCGGAAGCAAAGGCGCGAAAUGCCAAUGCUGUGAAGGCCCCAAGCCAACACAAAACUGAGGAUGCGAUUAUGGCAGCAAGUGGAACAACAUCUAUGCACGUUGCUAAAGUCGUGCCGCUAGGGUUGCUUGGUUAUGCGAGCGUGGCCCCAAGCACAGACACCGCGCAGAGUGAACACAAGUAUGACGUGACGGCCCUGCGCUUGAACAACAAUGCGCUGACAAACCUUGAAGGAUUCUGGGAGACGACAGCGGCACUGAUUCAGCAACCUUCUGCCCUGGCAUGGAUUGAUCUUUCUUUCAACCAACUGUCGGACAUUCCGCAAGUGCUGUGUGAGCUGCAGGAGCUGCGUGUGCUCUAUCUCCAUGGUAACACGGUGUCUCGGCUCUCCAAUGUCAGCACUCUGGUCCCCUUGCGUCAUCUCCGUUCACUAACGCUGCACGGGAACCCAAUCGAGACGGAGAACCACUACCGCUACUAUGUGCUAUCAGCACUGCCUUCCCUCAAAUCUCUGGAUUUCAGUGCUGUGACAAAUCAGGAUCGACAGACUGCUGUGAUCUGGAGUAUGAACCGUGCCCGGCACUCCAAACGAAAACUACGAGACCAGCAAGACUAAUCAACAUAUUUGAACUUGCACACCUGACUUCAUUCUGAUGACAUGAAGAUAAUCUAGAGGGAAUGUCGAUCUCAAUAAAUCUGCAUCUGAACAAUUGCUCAUCACACUUACACAUUUAAAAGCAAAAACCUAGGUUUUAAAAUCAACACUAGUAUAUCACAAAGCAUUAAACAUUAAAAUAUGCAUAUUUAGGCAUGUAGAGGAAAAUUUUUAUGCAUCACCAUUAGUAUAAAUUGAAAUGUGACAGAACAAAUUCACUUUAAUUUCAAUGUUGUACAAUGUGUGGACAAACUAUUAUUUAAUAACUAGGUUGUUGGGGGGCGCCUAUGGCGCCUAUGGCGCCCCCCAACAACCUAGUAUUCAUCAUAGAAAGAUAAAGUUGUGCGCUUACCAACGUAAUGGAUUGUCUGUCCCUGCAACUUGGUUAUUGUGAUAGCGUAUGCGGCGAGAAUGGGAUAUUGUCGUCGUCGCAAAACAAAUGGCAAAGUCGUGUCAGUGGGGGCCAAGUCUAUUCUGGGAAUUAACACUGAAUCGCCUCGUUCUCUCCCUCUCUCAAGCAUUCAUGAUAUUCAUCAUAGAGAGAGAAAGUUGUUUAUAUUUAAAUAUCAUUUUACAUCUGGAAGACUUCAUUGAAAACGAAUUUCGUGUGAAUUUUCUCUCGUCGUUAAGUAAAUGUCCUUGCUGGGGGUUCGGUUCGAUGCAGAAGGCGACAGAGCUGGCUGUGCGGGAAGACCACCAUCUGCAGAUCGAUUCCAACGUAAUCGAACGUCCGUCCCUGCGCCUCCGUCGUUCAUGCACGGGGCGUGUAGGUUUGCAACGCCCCUGCAUGAAAACGAAGGGAAGUGCAGCGUUCAUAUUCAUCACAGAUAAAGUUGGGUGAUUAUAUUAUUAAUAAUAUUGAUCACUGUUGAUUUAGCAUCCUUUAUGUAAACUGAAAACAUGGGUGUGCAUAUUCUGUAUAUGUGUUACAUAUGUCUUUAGAGAAAACCCACGCAACUCUAUCUUAUACAGAUGGAACAGAUGGAGAUUAGUCCGAACUUGCUGUACCACCUUCUCCUGGCCCUUCUCUGACCCUUGAGCGCUACAUCUAUUGCAGGCGCUAUGCCGUACACAUGCCUGCACAUUGACAGGACGCUACACACGAGUUGGGCAUAAUGAGAGUGUCUCGGUAAAGUAAAAGUGUAGAAUUCGUAACUCGCACAGUUUUUUUGUUCACUCUUGGACAAAGAACGAUUCAAAUGCGCAGGAAACCAUAGCCAAGCGGGAAGGCCACAAGAACUGGUGCAACACAAUUGCCCAAGUUUUCUGGUCCUAUGUUAGAAUGUUUGGGAAAACGAAAUUACUUCUACAAAGCUGUGAUAUAUAUAGUUUGGGUUGCUGCGGUUCAGGUAACACGAGCCCGACGUCAACCCAACGGCCCGAGGGAAUUGCCUCUUAGCCAGGGCAUUGCAGUUAAGAGGAAUUGUACCGUAUAUGGUAAAUGUGCAACGACUUUGCAUCGUGUUUGAAUAUUUUAAUUAACUACAUAUGUUGAAGUCUUCGAGUCAAAAUCCAUAGUCAAAAGACCACGUGUAUCCAGCUAAAAUGUGUAAUAAAUGCAGUGCUAAUUGUAUUUAAA
Molecule: messenger RNA, 2398 nt
Organism: Petromyzon marinus (sea lamprey)
Lineage: Eukaryota; Metazoa; Chordata; Hyperoartia; Petromyzontiformes; Petromyzontidae
Product: leucine-rich repeat-containing protein 51
Molecular function (GO): protein binding
Source: RefSeq, a predicted model, not a curated record